AUGUUAGCGGCUGCCCGGGCCUGCCCCGGCCCGCCCCGCCCGGGCUCCCCGCGGGCCGCGUUGGGGCCGGGUUCGGGACUUCCCAGGCUUGCGGGGUCCGCGCUGUCACAGCCGCCUCCGCGCCGGGCGGGCAGCGGGGGGUCCCGGGUCCCGACGGCAGCGGCGGGGCCAGACCCGAGCGGGGCCCGGCCCGGGGAACUGGGGCGCGGACACGAGGAACCGAACCGCGGUUCCCCCGCCCCCGGGGAAGGGGCCGAGGCGGCGGCUGAGCCCCCCACACCCGCCCCGGGCCCCGCCGCCGCCCGCUCCCCCCCGCCCUGGGGCCAGGCCCGGGGCUUCGCGCCCUCUCGAAGCGUUUCCCUUCGGCCCGGAGCCGGCGGGAGCUCCGUAUCUGGGCCGGGCCGGGCCGGGCGCCCCGGUGCCGUAGCUGCUGGCUGUCACUUGGCCCGGGGACAGAUCCCCGUGGGGCGGCAUCGAGUCAAGUUUGGGAGCAUGGGGACAACGGGCUUGAAGUGGGACUUCUGGUUGAAGGAGCUGGUUCUUGAUAACUGCCGCUCGGAUGAUGGGAAGAUCAUUGUCAAUGUCCACUUGAUGUCUGUCUCCAAUCUCCCCAAACUCAACAAACUCCGGAAGGUGACUGAGUUGAUAAACAGGGUUUCUGGUGGCCUUGAAGUCUAGCAGAGAGAACUCCUAACCUGGACACACUUGAAUCUAAAGCGGCAAACAAGAUUAAAGGACAUCAAUACCCUGGAGCCCUUGAAAAAGUUGGCCCAAACCUGGCAUAGUCUGGGACCUCUUCAAACGUGUGAGGUGACAAUGUCAUCAAACUACCGGGAGAGGUGUUCACCCUUUACUGCCCAGCUCACCUACCUAGAUGGGUUUGAUGCUGAUGAUGAGGAAAGCCUGACUCACCCUGAAGCAGAUGGGGAAGGACUGGAAGAUGAAUAUGAAAACGGGGAAGAAGGUGGAGAAGAGGAUGAUGAGGAAGAAUGAUUUGAUGAAGAAGUCAUUGAUGAUGAAGAAGAUGAAGAUGAUGAUCUGGAAGGUGAAGAGGAGGGAAGAAUGGAGGAGGAAGAUGAGGAGGAAGAUGGUGAGGAUGAUGAAGAAGAUGAAGCUGAUGAUGACCUUCCACGAGGGGAAAAGAGAAAACGAAAUCUUGAGGAUGAAGGAGAGGAAGACCCAGAAGACGAAGAGGACGAUGAGGAUGACUGAUCCGAGCGAGCCAAUCAGUUUUACAGACUAUGACUGUGCUUGUCUUAACCUCCCCGUUGUGUCUAUGUGAGACUGUAAAUCCCCACCUCCCACUCCUCCUCCUCCCCCCUUUGUAUGGCUGCAGCGUCCACAAUAUAUUUUUUUAAGAUGUAGAAUACUGUAGGCAUUCAGGGGAAUCUUCCAUACAAGGCUCACUUUCUCACAAGUUUCUCAUGACCAAAGGCUUUCUCCGUUCUGUGGUUUGUGCAGCAGUUUGCAAAAAAAAGAAAAAAAAAAAAAAAAAAAAAACACAAAAACAA
Calypte anna (Anna's hummingbird) is the source of this 1511-nucleotide messenger RNA. RefSeq names its product acidic leucine-rich nuclear phosphoprotein 32 family member B. The record is from RefSeq and is a predicted model, not a curated record. Gene Ontology annotation, cellular component: nucleus. Lineage: Eukaryota; Metazoa; Chordata; Aves; Apodiformes; Trochilidae. Gene Ontology annotation, molecular function: histone binding. Gene Ontology annotation, biological process: regulation of apoptotic process.